AUGCAGAAGGUUACAACAGGUGGAGAACCUUCAUAUCAGGAUAGAGAACCUCUAUCUGCACCCUCUAUUCCCGAUGGGACUGUUCGAUUCGCUGUCCAAACCAGCGAGAGAAUACCGCUGGUGGAACGGAUGGCUGCCAACCUUGCCCAUUACGCAGGCCAGCCCACAAAUACCCAUAUCUUCGGAACACCGAUUAAUCGCACAACAUCUCGAGCCUCUGAGGCCCCAGCUGCGAACAACACACCGUCCUCUUGGAUACCUCGUCUGGUGCCUUACGUCUCUGUCCCUCGACGUCAAAAAACAUUGUCGGUGAACGGUGCUUUGUCGAGCAGCCAAACACUCUGCAAGAGCUCCUCCAACUUGUCAGGCUCUACUACCGGAUCCCAAUCCUUUCGUGCCGCGGAUGUGCCGCUCGAAACACAGGGCACUGCAGGCCGCCAGAUGGCCUGUGUUUACCAGUUCUUGAACACAUGCGUACCCCCGAUGACGCAUUUCUUCCAGCGUUUUAUCGAUUUCGGCUGCACAACCGAGAAACACCUAUUGGGCAUCUCGCUGCUUUCUAGAGACAAGGUAGAGCUUUUCUUGAAGCAGCUCCCACCUGCACCUGAUGGCACGCCCAUGUCGCCGAUGGAGGUUUUCAUCCUAUGCGAGCAAUUCUAUGCCUAUAAAUAUAGUUAG
Molecule: messenger RNA, 678 nt
Organism: Cyclocybe aegerita
Lineage: Eukaryota; Fungi; Basidiomycota; Agaricomycetes; Agaricales; Hemipholiotaceae
Source: the annotation of a GenBank genome assembly